Messenger RNA from Fusarium coffeatum, 897 nucleotides. RefSeq lists its product as uncharacterized. Gene Ontology annotation, cellular component: trans-Golgi network; membrane. NCBI's taxonomy places the organism in Eukaryota, Fungi, Ascomycota, Sordariomycetes, Hypocreales, Nectriaceae. The transcript is spliced from 3 exons. Gene Ontology annotation, biological process: endoplasmic reticulum to Golgi vesicle-mediated transport. The coding region runs from base 1 to 897 and encodes 298 amino acids. The record is from RefSeq and is a predicted model, not a curated record.
AUGUCAGCCUCAAGCGCUCGAGGGCACUAUGCCAACCCACCUCUGGAGGAUGAGGACGACCUGAUUGAUCCUGAUGAUGCUGAUCUUAAUGACUUCGACGACCCCCUUGCGACGAAUUCCCGCCAGCCCUUGACAGGCAACAUCGGCUCUAGCUCAUCAUCGCGACCACUGAACGAAGGAUACUUGACAUCGCGCAUCCCCGGCGAAGACCGAAGCGCCCCUCUGAACACAAUUGACGAGACUGUAUGGGAGACAUUGCGUCGCGACCUGCUUGCCGUCUGGGCUAAGCUCAGAGAGGUCCUUUACCCCCGUUACCUUCUAGGUGGUACUAUGUUCGACAGUGAAGGGGGCCUUCGCGGCGCCUACUCAAGCAUCCGUGGUGCAGGUCUUUCAGGGACAAGAGAGGAGCUUACUGGACUGGCAAGUCGCAUGGUCGACGCUGAAGCUUUGCUGCAGAGCAAUAUGACACCCGGCCUUCGCGACUGGGAUCUUUGGGGUCCUCUGAUCUUCUGCCUGCUUCUGAGUGUUCUUCUGAGCUUCACUGCUCGUUCUGAACAGCGAGAUGCUGUGUUCAGCGGCGUUUUCGCCAUGAUCUGGCUCGGCGAGGCUGUAGUGACUCUGCAAAUCAAGCUGCUAGGCGGAAAUAUUUCAUUUGCUCAGAGUGUCUGUAUCAUUGGCUACACUCUUUUCCCUCUGGUUCUUGCUGCCAUGAUGUCUGCCCUGGGUCUCCACUGGAUCGCUCGUAUCCCAAUUUACCUUGUCUUGAUCGCUUGGUCUCUGGCCGCUGGUGUUAGCAUCUUGGGUGGCAGCGGCGUCGUCAAGAACCGGGUUUUCCUUGCAGUGUAUCCUCUUCUCGUCUUCUAUCUUGGUUUGGGCUGCCUGUGCUUUAUCAGCUAA